AUGAUGUGGUCGAAGUUCCAUGAAGUGUGGAAGCCAGUUAUGGUGAUGAGUAUUGUGAAUUUGGCUUUGGCUUUUGUGAAUAUAUUUUUGAAGAAGGUUCUUAACCAAGGACUCGAUUACUUCACCAUCCUAACAUAUCGACAAGCUAUUUCUGCCAUUUUCUUGGCACCUAUUGCUUGCUUCUAUGAGAGGCAAAGGAAGGUGGAGGGUCACGUAAUAUGUCUGCUUUUCGUUAGUGCUCUUGUGGGGGUUACACUGACUCAAUGCCUGUAUCUUAUUGGACUAGAAUAUACCUCUGCAACGUUCUCAUGUGCAUUCCUAAAUAUGGUGCCUGCAUUUACCUUUAUUAUGGCACUGCCACUGGGGAUAGAGAGGGUGAAGAUGAAAGAGCUGAGUGCAAAGGCAAAGGUGUUGGGAACUUUCGUGUGUAUUGGAGGAGCUUUGACGUUGACCCUUUACAAAGGAAUGCCCUUACUCAACCAACAACCAGAGCACAUAGCAGACAAAGGCACAGGAACACCAUCAGCUUUCAAGUUAAAGAAAUGGAUAAUAGGUUCACUGUUUCUAACUGCAGGAUGUGUGUUGUGGUCUUCAUGGUUUCUUAUACAAGCAAGGAUUAGCAAAAAGUAUCCAUGUCAAUACUCUAGCACAGCCAUUUUGUCCUUUUUUGCUGCCAUUCAAUCAGCAAUAUUAACUUUGGUCAUCGAUAGAAAUAAGACCAAAUGGGUUCUCAAAGGAAAGAUGGAGAUUCUGACUGUUGUAUACUCUGGGAUCGUUGGAUCAGGCCUGUGCUAUGUGGCAAUGUCAUGGUGUGUGAAACAAAGGGGUCCAGUUUUCACUUCAGCAUUUACCCCUCUUCUACAGAUGUUUGUGGCAAUGCUUGAUUUCUGUAUAUUACAGGAGGAAAUUUAUCUGGGAAGUGUUGCAGGAUCAGUCUUGGUUAUUACUGGCACUUCUAUUCUACUUUGGGGUAAAAGUAAAGAGGAAGAACAAAAUGCCGUGAAGGAUAUUCAACAAGAUGAAGAAUGUAUGACUAAUUUUGAGGCCAACCCAGAUGUACCCUCUAAGCUAAGGCCUAAUGGGGAAAUCACAAGUAAAGCAGUUGGCUAUUACAGUAACUAG
This is a messenger RNA of Sphenostylis stenocarpa, 1122 nucleotides long. The record is from the annotation of a GenBank genome assembly. NCBI's taxonomy places the organism in Eukaryota, Viridiplantae, Streptophyta, Magnoliopsida, Fabales, Fabaceae.